AUGCGUCUCCCAGCUUUGUGCUGCUGGGUCUCACUGCUGCUGCUCGUCCUGCCGUGGGCAAGGGCACAAGCAGCUGGCCGCAAGCACAGCGUGGAGCUGCAAUCCCUGCAGGACCUCCUCGAGGUGCUGGGGCAGUUCCAGGGUGAGGAAGAUGGACUCCCAGGAAUGGAAGAUGAGCCAGUGGCCAGGACUGAGGAUGGCGGUGCUGAGUGGGACCUGCUGGGACCAGAGAGCAGCUCGCAGGCUGCCCCGCUGUUGGACCCUAGCCCUCCCCAGCCAGCAGAGGCGCAGAGUCUGUGGAGGAGCCUCCUCUCCUCUUACAGGCGGAGGCACUUCUCUGGCUGCUUUGGGACAAGGAUGGAAAGGAUCGGUGCUCAGACAGGACUGGGAUGCAACCACUAUAAAGCCCGUUUCUGGAGGAGAGGGAGAAGCUGA
Rhea pennata is the source of this 435-nucleotide messenger RNA. Its product is annotated as natriuretic peptides A-like. The record is from RefSeq and is a predicted model, not a curated record. NCBI's taxonomy places the organism in Eukaryota, Metazoa, Chordata, Aves, Rheiformes, Rheidae. Gene Ontology annotation, cellular component: extracellular region; cytoplasm. Bases 1 to 435 code for a protein of 144 amino acids. Gene Ontology annotation, molecular function: hormone activity; hormone receptor binding. Gene Ontology annotation, biological process: negative regulation of systemic arterial blood pressure; receptor guanylyl cyclase signaling pathway; neuropeptide signaling pathway. The transcript is spliced from 3 exons.